UUUUUUCUCUCAAAAUUUCCAAAAGAAAGAAAAAAUUCAACGACUUCCAACUUGUUCCCACAGUCACGCACAAGAAAACUCCCGCCAUUGCCGCGUUCUGUCUGAUUCUUAAACCGGCAAACCACAGAGUGCAGAACACGCAUAGAAACGAGAGAGAGAGAGAGAACAACGACGAACUGAUCAAGAUCCACGGAAAUGAAAUCGAAAGGAAAAAGAAUUGGGGGUUUCAAUUCCAAAUUAGGGUUGCCGGCCAUCUUCAUCCUAUGCCUUCUCUUUUUCCUCGCCGGCCUCUUCGGUUCAAAUCUCCUUUCUCAGGAUGAGCCUAGUGAUGGAUCGGGGCCCAGAUUGCUUGAAUCAGUUGCAGAAGACGACCGUUCGGUGCCCCAUGGAGAAACUGGGGAGCCUGGGAUUGCUUCCAUUCCCUUUCAGGUGUUGAGCUGGAAACCACGAGCACUUCUUUUUCCCAAUUUUGCUACACCAGAACAAUGCCAAAGCAUAAUCCAAAUGGCAAGGUCAAAGCUUAAACCGUCAAGCCUGGCUUUGCGGAAGGGAGAAACUGCCGAGAGCACCAAAGGAAUAAGAACAAGCUCAGGCACAUUUAUCAGUGCAUCAGAGGAUGCAACUGGAAUUUUGAAAGAAGUUGAGCAAAAAAUUGCAAAGGCUACAAUGUUCCCAAGGAGCCACGGGGAGGCAUUCAAUAUUUUACGCUAUGAGAUAGGACAGAGAUAUGUUUCCCAUUACGAUGCAUUCAACCCAGCUGAGUAUGGCACGCAAAAGAGCCAAAGGAUUGCUUCCUUCCUGUUGUACUUAUCUGAUGUGGAAGAAGGUGGGGAGACCAUGUUCCCUUAUGAGAAUGGCUCAAACAUGCAUAUGGGCUAUGACUACGAAAAGUGCAUCGGUCUGAAAGUGAAGCCACGCCAAGGGGAUGGACUUCUGUUUUACUCAUUGUUCUUGAAUGGCACAAUUGACAAGACAUCUCUUCACGGAAGUUGCCCAGUCAUUAAGGGGGAGAAAUGGGUGGCUACAAAGUGGAUCAGAGAUCAAGAGCAGGAUGACUAAUUUCCACGUACAUAAAGAAGGCAAUCCUACCCAGAGAGUUUCUUCUUGUUAGCAUUUUGACAGUGCUCUUCUGUUAUUGUAUUGUGAUUCAACAGCUAGAAUGAUACUGUUGAUCAACAAUUUGUAGAAACUCUCUUUGAACAGAUAACUUUCAAAUAUGUAGCUCAUAUGAACGAGGCAUCCAAUUUUUGAGAAUGCAAAUGACACUGAGUUCUUGACAUA
Molecule: messenger RNA, 1281 nt
Organism: Rhododendron vialii
Lineage: Eukaryota; Viridiplantae; Streptophyta; Magnoliopsida; Ericales; Ericaceae
Product: probable prolyl 4-hydroxylase 9
Exons: 9
Coding region: 196-1059 (287 amino acids)
Biological process (GO): peptidyl-proline hydroxylation to 4-hydroxy-L-proline
Cellular component (GO): endoplasmic reticulum
Molecular function (GO): L-ascorbic acid binding; procollagen-proline 4-dioxygenase activity; iron ion binding
Source: RefSeq, a predicted model, not a curated record